AUGAAUGCACCUGACGAAAAGACGUUCAAGAUGUUGUGGCAUGAGCUGAAGAAGACAGACUGGGACUCGCGAAGGCCCAAAGGCCUGGCUGAGGCACACAACGACACGAUGAUGUUUGCGAGACGUUCGGGGCUGCUGUGCUACACGUCUCCACCCCCCCCCCGCCACGGCAAGCGUCGCUUCGUCCAUCGCUGUCUCCUUACUUCGCCUCCUCAACCACCAGAGCUCAUCGAGGAGAUCCAAUCCCAGCCAGAGACGUACGACACAGGUCAUGGCGAUGAAUCGGCAGGAGUGACUCCACCUGGGUUGGUGCCUCUUUUAUCGCCAGCAACACCAGUGUCUGGGCUUGCGCUCCCUGAGCCGGUAGCGGAUCCAGAGGUACCGGCGCCAGCGUCGGAGCCAGCACCACCGGUGUCGUGUUCUGAACCAGUAUCGCUUGUUGACGACAUGGAGCCAGAAUCACCACUGCCAGUGAAUACCAAUACGGAAGAGUGCCCUGCAGAAGGCGAAGAGGAGAGCAAGAACGACGGCGAUACCCGAAAUGAUUUUGGCCCCUCCGACAGUUUCAUGGCUGCUCUAAGAUCAAAGCGCCUGUUCGGAGACGUAGUCGACGAUGACGUGAAUAUCUGCGAGGACGUCGUCCGCGAUGAAGGCGAAGACGAUGGCGUCAACGAGGAAGCCAUGGAUGUCCUAGCAGCGCUUAUGGAGUUCGAGAGCGACGUGGACUCCGAUGUGGAGUUCGAAGACAAGAGCGACGCUUUCCAGCAGGACGACGACGCUAUGAGAAGAUUGGAGUGGCGCGUUUACGAUCAGGCACAUUCCGACGAACUACAGUUGGACAAAGCUGCGGAACUUUACAGUGGUUCGUUCGGUGUCACGAGGUCGGCGGGAGCGUACGUGGAGUCGCCUACGGGAAUGUUUUUUGUUCUUCUUUCUUCCGAAGCAACUGUGGGCGCACAUCGCCAAUGA
This is a messenger RNA of Phytophthora nicotianae INRA-310, 969 nucleotides long. RefSeq lists its product as hypothetical. NCBI's taxonomy places the organism in Eukaryota, Oomycota, Peronosporomycetes, Peronosporales, Peronosporaceae. The record is from RefSeq and is a predicted model, not a curated record. Bases 1 to 969 code for a protein of 322 amino acids. The transcript is spliced from 4 exons.